AGGUGGAGUAUAUACAGUUGGGGAUUUCAUGACAGGAAAAGAGGAUUUGCAUGUUGUAAAGCCAACAACAACUGUUGAUGAAGCACUGGAAGCUCUGGUUGAACACAGAAUCACCGGUUUUCCUGUUAUCGAUGAUGAUUGGAAAUUGACUUUCAACAAGGUACAGAAGUUACUCAACAAGACGAAUGGCCAGGUGGUUGGUGAUUUAAUGACACCAGCUCCAUUAGUUGUACGUGAAACAACUAAUCUAAAGGAUGUUGCUAGGUGGGUAUCAUCACAAGAGGAAAUGUCGUUAGAGCCGCCCUUCAAAUAAAGUGUGAAAUUGAAGGAAAAGCUUAAACACUUGAGACUUGAGAGGCUUUAUCAUUGAAGGAUAUUUAGGGUGUUGGAUGUGGCAGUGCAGCAAUGAAGUUUUUUCCUUUCUCCAUUUAUCAAAGAAAAGUUCGGAGAAAGGUGUGAUUACGUGCUUUUUAUAUGGUCAGUCUUGCCCUACUUUUGUAUAAUAUUACAUAUAUCAUUUACAUUAUUAACACUGUUAUAGUCACACAACUAUUUACCAGGAUUGACACAUUGGGAGGGCAGAAGUUUAGCACAAA
Gossypium arboreum is the source of this 596-nucleotide messenger RNA. RefSeq names its product CBS domain-containing protein CBSX1, chloroplastic-like. The coding region runs from base 29 to 313 and encodes 94 amino acids. The record is from RefSeq and is a predicted model, not a curated record. NCBI's taxonomy places the organism in Eukaryota, Viridiplantae, Streptophyta, Magnoliopsida, Malvales, Malvaceae. The transcript is spliced from 4 exons.